Etheostoma spectabile (orangethroat darter) is the source of this 4441-nucleotide messenger RNA. RefSeq names its product centrosome and spindle pole associated protein 1a (gene cspp1a). Gene Ontology annotation, cellular component: spindle pole; centrosome; microtubule. Bases 648 to 4082 code for a protein of 1144 amino acids. The transcript is spliced from 30 exons. Lineage: Eukaryota; Metazoa; Chordata; Actinopteri; Perciformes; Percidae. Gene Ontology annotation, biological process: positive regulation of cytokinesis. The record is from RefSeq and is a predicted model, not a curated record.
AAUAUAAAAAUAAUAUUUCACCUGAAGCGGUUGUUACCGUAUGUAUGACUCAUGUUAAAGUGUAAUCACCCCUCUGCCAGCAUGCAUGGUUUAGUCCUGGGAAGACUCACAACCAACCGUCGGGGACGCACUGACAUCUAGCGGCGUUUUUCAGAAAAGCAGAAUCCCUCGUUGAGGUUUUUGCUUUCAGUUCUUUGGUGAGGGUAAGGGUAUUUUUAGGAGUCGACAAAGCCAAUGUUAUUAACUACUGUAACAACUAUCAAACAACGGGUCUUUGGUAUAUUUUAUAUUAUAGCGCCUUGUUGUUAGCUAGGUUAAUUAGCUUCUCAUCGGAAAAUCUUUUGUGUCAUGGUUGCCUAUAGCAACAGAAUGAUGCUUUGCUCCUUGCUGACAAGCUAGACAAGAGCAUUUGCCAUUACAUGGUCUGUAAAUGCAAAUAUUGCAAAUCCGAAUAAUGUUAUAAUGUUAUGUGUAACCUCUGUUUCAACUGAGCUUUGAUCUACAAAGUAAUUAAUGGAGGAAAGAUGGGACGUUUUUCGAGGCGCAUGAAGAGGAAACACCAAAAGAUGUAUUAUGUCAUCAUCACUGAAGUGUGAUACACUACACAUCGAGUCAAUAGCUGGUAACAUAAACAACACAGUGUGGAUAUGCCUCCAGCAUCAGCGGCACACAUAUACCCCAAUCCAGACAGAGGAAUGGGCAUAAGUUUCCUGCUGGGAUACGAUUAUGAAAGGAAGAAGAAGAAACUUCAGGAGGAGCUUCAACUGGACUACAAACAGUAUGCUGCAAAGAAAAAGGAUCUGAAAACUAAUGAACCUCGUCCACAACCCCAGGGCUUCUCCCUACCUAUUGAUGACAAGACAUCAGCUCAGGAAAAACUAAGAGCUGAUAGAAAAAAAGAAUACAACAUCUUCCUACAAGAAAAAACUCAAAUUGGAAGGUUAAAGAGAGGAGCACCUCCCAUUAUUUCUAAGCCUGGACAGAUUCAACCUUCAGAUGCUGUGUACAUUUCUUCUCCAGCUUCUCCUCGGCCCAUCCUCAACACCCAUACAAACACACACCAUCCUCCCAGGGAGCGCCCUGCAUCCAGGAGAGAUGCUGCCACUCUGACUGAGACAGUGGACAAUGGAAAAAACAUAGGGACUUGGGGUCCAGGCCAUCGGCGACGAAGGCGUUGGCAACUCCAUAGACCAGAAGAGCCCUACAGCUCUGAGGAGGAGCCAAUCACAGACAAAGACAACGAGUUUGAGUUCAGACACAGGAGGCGACAAGACAGACACACUCCAGAGCCGGAGUACAAAGUGGAGAGGAGAACCAGAGAACGUGGAGCUGUCAACAGAGCUCCUCGGGACAUAAAGGAGGUAGAGGCACCUGGUCUUCAUCAUCAGAACAACAAUGAAGUUUGGAAGUCAGAUCGGCAAAUGCCAGACAGCAUGAUGACGGCUGCAAGAUCUAGACCUGCUACCAGCAAGGAUAAAGCAGAGUUUGCUACUGGACUAAUGAUUGGAGCAACAGAAGAGCAGUCGACCGCUCAGAUGAGGAAAGAAAAGUAUAAGCAAGAGCUGCUGAAACAAAUUGCUGAACAGAAGAUUAACAAGAUCAGAGAGAAGAAGCUUGAGCUGAGGGUUGCUGCCACUGGAGUCAGAGACCUCUGGAAACAGUUUGGGACUGUGCAUCAGCAAUAUAACAACUGGAGACAAGAUGUCCCGUACAAGCCCGGUAUAGAUCUGGGGAAGGACCCAAAUACAAGGCAAAUUAAUGACAAACGCACUGAAGACACAGAGAGAGACCCCCCAGGACAGUCCCAUGUGGACUACAGUCAGCUGACAGGGAAGACAAUGCCUUGGUCUGGAGUGAGAGCAGCACAAGGUGUCCCCCCGCUGGACUACUUUAAUGAGGACUACCACAGGGACUUCUCAAACAUCCUAGGAGAGGUGGCCAACCCGAGGGUUGCUGGUGUUCCUCCUCCGGUUCUUCACAAUGUGACUAAUAAUUACAAGACUCCAUAUGAUGCAGCUUAUUACUACUAUGGAACCAGGAAUCUAUUAGAUCCUAAUCUUCCUUACAACCAGAAUGACCUGCCUGGAGGGGUGCAGCAGUCUGGGAAUUUCCAGAGUCCUCCUCAAAGACCCCCUCCUCUCAGACCAAGUGGUCGCACUCUAGCAACUGAUCAAGGGUCUCCCCUGUAUGUUGGAGAGCAAAAUGCCGACAGGUCCAAGCUGAAGAGAGAGAUGGCACUAAGCUACCAAGAAGCACUCAGACUACAGGCUGCUGUCUCCCUGCUGAUACCAGAGAUCAAAGAAAGAGAGGAGUGUAAAAGAAGAGAAAAAGAAGAGAAGGAGCGGUAUGAUGCCAAGAUAGAGGCCGAGAUGAUGGCGUACAACCCCUGGGGGAAAAGUGGGGGAGGUGCUCCAAUUAAAGACCAAAAAGGCAACCUUGUUAGUGACCUGAAUCAAAUGCACAGGACAAACGAGGUGUCAAAUAGGAAUCCUGGGUCCGAGAAUAGUGGACAGACCCAAAGCUUUCCAAUGAGCAAUGGACACAGUCCCAGAGUUGAAGCCAGGACUCCCAUUUCCCAUCGUCUAUCAGGUUUCAAUGAUCAGCCAACUCCACAGCAGCUCCACAUGCAGAACAGAUACAAAGAAGAACUGAAACAACAGAUAGAGGAAAAAAAGAAAAAGCUGACAGAGGAGGCAGAACAAAUGAGGAUUGAGGAGGAGAAGGAAGAGAAGAAGCUGGCAGACCAAAGGGCUCGCAUACAGCGGGAAUUUGAGGAGGAGCAAAACAAGCGAAAGAAGUUUGAGCAUAGGAUGCAAAACCAAGAAUCGAUCCGUAAACCUAAAACAGAACACCAGGAGGAGGAAAAGAGGGUGAGACAGAAAGAAGAGAUUGAGAAGAAGUUACCUGAGAGCGCCAGGGACACAGAACAGAAAAAGGCACAGUUGAGUUAUGAGAGAGUGCCAUCUCCUCCAAUCCCAACCUUGCAGAGGAAGCAGACAAAUCUUGAAGCAUAUAGACCUUUGUCUGUUGUGAGCCAAGUCUCCGCCAGUACUGAGCACUCUGCGUCAGCGCCACAGUCCCGACCAGUCCCUGCGAAAAUACCCCAGCUACAAGAUGGUAAGCAGGAAGUGCUCAGAGAGCUGUCAGCCCUCCGUAGUUAUCUGAGGAAUGAGCAGAGACAACUGGAGGUUCAGCUGAACCAGUCAGAUCGACAGGAGAGUCACUACACUCCCCCCAACAGACCCAAAAGACGACCCAGAGUGGAUGAAUCAACGCACAAGCAAGCUGUCCAGCCAUCAACGAGGAGUACCUACUCUGGUGCUGCACGUGUUAAUAUGCAAAAUAUUAGGGAGUUUAACCAGCUUAAAUACAGAGACACAGCAUCUCGUGAGGAGGUCCACCACAUGUACCCUGACCCUCCCACUGACGAACAUAGUCUGGACAUCCAACAGCAGGCCCUUCUUCGCGAACAACAACGCAAUAUCAGGCUUAUGAAGAGAGCGGAAGAGCAUGACGUUUUGGGCCAGAAACCGAGCCACUAUCAUUCUGGAAAGAAACCUGGACGCUACAUCCCCAGAGACUCCAUUUUGCCAUCUGAGACUACUUUCAUUGAUGUUUACAGUGGUAAAGCAUGUGAAGAGGGGAUUCAUCAGCAGAGACGCCGUCAGCCCUCAGCAGAGCGCCAGGAGAGGACAGCACCACGGAAGAGACAUGACUAUGAUGAGGUCUCCAUGGAUCAGAGGGACCGUAACAUCCAACCAGAUGCUCAGUCUUUGGCGUCACCGACUAGUUUGAACCUUGAUUCUAAAGUCCGGGCCCACAACCAGCACCGCAUCACAAGAGAGGACACUGGUGAUCGCAACAGCAGAUCAGAAACGUUCUCUCCAGAAGGGCUGUUGGAUGAUGAUGUGGAUGUCUUGUCUCUGGGUUCUGCCCUGGAGAGACGUGUCUCCACGGAGACUGUUGCUACUGAGGCCUGGCUGCGGCCUGGCACGUCGGAUACUGUAAAACGCUCUGGUUGUAGAAAGACGCCAAACAGGAGGUUGGAUGCUCCACCCUGGCUGACACAGCACGUCCAAUAGCUCCUAUUAGCUGGUCUUCAAACAGUGAGGCUACUUCUUUGCCAAUCCCCUUUUUGGCUCUCCUAAGAAUGAACAUCGUUGCAUUGUGAAUGCGUAUGUUAGAUGCAAAAUUUCAAAAGCUUGUUACUAAAAACAGUCUGCAUGUAAAAAUAUUGUCUUAUUUUAGACAAACAUCUUACGCAAGACAUUCUCCCAGCAUAAAAAGUGCUUUUUUUACCCUGCAGUAAAUUGUCCAUGAAAGUUUGGCAAGAUGCAUAUCUUUGAAUGUACCGUAAACAUAUAUACGUGUUUAUGUAGUUAAUUUUGUUAUAAAUAUACACCGGAAAGUUUAUUUUAUAAUAAAAUGUUAUUUUAAUGUU